CCCUGUCAUAACGAUAAAAAUAUUACGAAUGUUUCAUGAUGGCGUGUCUCACAUCAGGAGCAUGGGUCCCCGGUUGUUCGGGUAAGGAAUAUGGUGGUGGGGUAGCAGUCUACAAGCAUACCCCCUGUUGGUUUGCACGAUCGACGAAUUGUUGAUGUGCCAAAAUUCCAAUUAAUUAAACAUAUUUUGGCCUUGGACACACUUGAGUAACCUGACCUUGAAAAUAAGUUGGCCUGGGAGUUAUAUAAACACCUAUUCAGACGAUGCAACUCUUCAGUUCGGAUCGUGUACGCAGAAGAAGUAAACAUCAACGACAAUCCAUCCGUGUGAGGUUAGAACGAUAUGGGUCUUCAAUUCAUGCUCCAGUUUUCUUGCUUGUUCAUGGUAUGGAUAAGUUUUGGAAAAACGAAUCCCUUGCAUAGUGCCCGGCAAAUUUCAACCGCUGAACCAGAAAAGGCGAAGCCUGUUGUAUUUGUGGUUGGUGCAGAUGGAUUCCUUGGUAAAAUGGCGAUAUACGCAUUGUCCGCAAAGCAUGGUAAAACGUUGGACAUUCGAGUCGGCGUACGAGUUCCUGGCAAAGCUAAGAGUUUGAGGUCGCUUGCUGGAGUGACUGUUUAUCAAGCAGAAUUAGGAAAGAAAGAUCGACUCAGGAAACUCUUCAAAGAUGUCACUUCAGUUUUUAUAAUCAGCUCGGAUUAUGGCGUGGGAAUGCGAGCUGAACUGACCAUUGCCACAGCGGAAGCGGCCAAAGAGGCAGGCGCGAAACACAUUUUGAUAUACAGCCUUGUCGCAGCACAGAGGCCCGAUACCAUUUUUGGCAAGCAGUACAGCAAGAUUGAGACCGCCAUUUCGAAGCUCAAUGUCCCAUACACCGUCCUUCGUUUGCCAAUCCUGAUUGCCAAUCUCCUGGCCCACCAAGAUACAAUUAAAAACAUGUCAACAAUUUAUUGGCCGUUGGACCCAGACGCACCGUUUAGCGGAGUUGUCACGGGCGACGCUUCAACCGCAGCGGCUGUAAUCCUCGCAUCCCCUCAGCGCCACGCGGGGAAGAUAUACACCAUAGUAAGUGAUCGUGUCACCUACAACGAAAUAGUGGAAUUUUUCAGGGAGGCGCUUGGCCGCCAUGUUGGAUACGUUCGCACGUCCUACGAAGACACGACAGCCUUCCUCCAGACACACGACUUCUCCAAGAACAGAGCGAAAGCGAUUUUGGAGUUGUAUCGUCUCAUCGACGCCCGCAGCAACGUUACGGACCAAACGAAUCUCAACGACUACACCCAGAUAACUGGUCAAAAUCCAACUUCGACCCGAAGUUGGAUAAAGAAGCGUGCAUUCCUGUUCAAGUGAAUAAUGUGAAAUGCCACGCAAUUGUUUGAAUAUAUAACGCUUAUAUUCCUGUACUCUUUUUUUACAAAAACGAAAAAAAUAUUCAGUUAAAGAAUGUACAUAAUCUGUAACCCGACGAUGGUGUAAACUCCGGAACUUUUUU
Molecule: messenger RNA, 1489 nt
Organism: Dendronephthya gigantea
Lineage: Eukaryota; Metazoa; Cnidaria; Anthozoa; Malacalcyonacea; Nephtheidae
Exons: 2
Coding region: 343-1347 (334 amino acids)
Source: RefSeq, a predicted model, not a curated record